This is a messenger RNA of Chinchilla lanigera (long-tailed chinchilla), 338 nucleotides long. RefSeq lists its product as uncharacterized. The record is from RefSeq and is a predicted model, not a curated record. NCBI's taxonomy places the organism in Eukaryota, Metazoa, Chordata, Mammalia, Rodentia, Chinchillidae.
AUGGGUGAGAGUCCAGCUCAGCAGUGGUCCCACCACGGUGUUCAGCGGGAAGGAGCCUCGCAAGCUAAGGGUUCCACGCAGCAGGAAGCCCCAGGUGCUGUGAGCGCAGCCCCCCCGUCUGCCCGUCCCUACGCGGAGCUCCACACAGCACACAGCAGGAAGCUAACCUCCGUGCGGGCCUUAGGGGAGGCCAUGAAAACCGCCGCCGCCGCGUCGCUUCGCUUGCCCGUGAACGUGCCUCGGCCCCUUCUCACUCCCCGGCGCUCUCAGAGCACCGAUCCUGCCCCAGGCCCUGGCGGGCGCAGUGCCAGCAGCGCCGGCACACGGUCUGUGCUCAG